CGCAUUAAAAGAUGCGUAAGGCGUUCGUGCAAACGACAUUCCAACCGACGUAAUAGUACUUUUCUUUCGGCCGCUGCGUUAGCCACCCACAGGACACAUAGACAAUAGCUUGACCGUUCCACAAUACUGUGCUUUUGCUUGUUAUCGACGUGACCUUGACUGAAAUGUUAGCCGAAUCCGAGUAGAUAUGUCAGGUCUAUCUAGCUUGUCCGGGGCUCCUCCUCCUGGUGGAAGGCGAACAACAGGAGAUUUGGGAGGUGGUGGUGCCCCGCUAUCGAGCUUAUCUGGUGCUCCAACACUUUCUGGAAACAAGCCUCGGACGUAUACAGCUGACGAUGAUGAUGAUUUUCCACGCGCACGUUCUACUGGAACUAGGACGUCUUCGGCGCCGAGGGGUUCAUCGUUGGCAACGUCGACUGAGAAGAGCAGCUUGCGACAAUCGACACCGGCGCCUAAGACUCGCUUUAAUGACGAUGACGACGAUUUCCCUAAAUCGACUAUGAAGAAAACGGUUUCGUUUGCCGCAAACAGCAAGGGAGCCAAAUCGGGAAGCAAGUCACCGUUUGAUGAGGAUGAUAACGACUUCCCCAAAACUUCAAAGUCGUCAGCCUUCAAGGACCCCUUUGAUGAUGAUGAUAAGCCCAGCACCAGCAGAGGCGGCGGCAGUGCCGGCAGCAACACGCGUCCUUCCGCUAACAACCCCGCCUUCAAGUGGGACGAUGAUUCCCCUCCUCGUAACACCUCCGCUUCUGGGUCCAAGCCCAAUAAAGGGCUGUUUGAAGACGAUGACUUCCUUUCAUCUCUCAACCCAGAUAGCGUGUUUAGUGGCGGCAGCAAGAAACCAGAUGAGCCUGCGCCGCGGGCCCGUACGCCCGUUGGUGGGUCGCGACCCACGGGUCCAAAAGCUGACGACAUCUUUGGCAUGAUGAAGGAUGAGCCGCCUGUUAUUACAGGGGAUCUGGGGCUUGACCUGUUUGGAGCUACAGCCAGCAGCAAACCGGCAGCUGGGCCUCGUGCGGGGCGGCGUGCGGCGGCAACAGCAACAUCGCAGGCGUCCCUAGAGCCCUCCCCGGAGACCUCUCGGGAGCCAACACCGGAGCCCUCGCGGCCGCCCAUUUCACCGGAGACCUCGCGUCCUUCUGUGUCCCCUGAGGCUAGCCAAACAGGGCUGAUGGGAGGACGGCAAGCUGGGAUGGGCCCCGGACGUGGGAGUGCUAUGGGCGACGAAGGAGGCGACGGCUUGCCACGCAGCGUGUCGCCCGCGGGAGCCGCAGGUCGGCGUGGCAACAUGGAAACUGGCCCAUCACUAACAUCUCUCAUGGGAGGCGAACAGUCGAGCUCUGCGGGGCCUGGCUCCCGGCCACCCCCCGGCAGGGCCGCUGCUGGAGCUAGUGCUGGUGGCGGCAUGGAGCUGGAUGGAGACGACCUGCCUGGCCUAGGAUCGCCGGCAUUAGGGGCAAAAGCGGCUGCCCCGGCGCCUUCCAGCUCGUACACCCCCAGCGCUACUGGGCCCGGUGCGGGUCGCCGCCCCGUUGCUGCGAAGCCGCGCAAAGAUGAGGACAGUUGGGAUAUGGACGACAACCUUUUGCCCGAUGACAGCAACACGGCCCAACCUCCACCGCGGUCUCCGCCUCGUGCCCCUGACCCUCCCCCGGCUGCUGUCCCAGCACCGGCUGCGGCACCCAGCACUUCCAUGGGCGGCUACACCCCCAGCAGCAGCGAAGGCGCCGGUCGCUCCAGACUGCUGCAAAGCUCCAAUGCGGCGGCGAAGAAAGAUGACCCACCUCAGGACGAAGAGGAGCCCAGCACGGGGGGCUACAUGCCGUCCUUCGGCGCCCGCCGUCCUGCUGCAGGGGCUGGCAUGUACAGCAGCGCAAGCGGCCUGUCGGGCUUGGGGAUGGGUGGUGGCACUGGCGGCGCCGGCAGCACGGCAAUGAGCACUGACUACAGCGGUGGUGGUCUGUCUGGAACAUCGCUCACGCCCGGGGGUCCUGGUGCGCCGCGUCCUCGGCGGCAGCUGGGCGGUUCGGAGGUGUCGCCGCUGGCGGGCAUGUCGGGAGCAGCAGCUGCUACGGGCCCCGGGAAGCCGGGCGCCCCGCCGGCGAAAAAGACCAAGGAUGAGGAGGAGCGGGAGCGCGUGGCAGCAGCCAUGGCCGCGGCGACAGCACGCCGGCAGCAGCUGCUAGGAGCCGGACCCAUCCGCUUCCCGGGGCAGGCGCCGGCAGCCCCGGCGUCCGCGCCGCAAAGCGCAGCCACCAGCAGCAACCCCGCCCAGAGCGCGGAGCCACCCCCUAUCACUGUCGCCAGCGGCUCACCCACACGGCAACGUGGUGGGGUAUCGAAACCCGCUGUUGACCUUGGGCUGUCCAGCGACUCCUCAGACGGGGACCUUCCCUUACCAGACAAAGCCACCUCUCCUCCUCUACCAACCGCUGGUGGCCGGAAGCCUGUAUCUGGCAAGCCCGCAGCUGCGCCGCAUGGCCGCGAGCAGUACGACCCACGGGUGGCAGUCAGCGUGCCAGAAAUGGGCGCAGCAACUGUGGCAGUCGCCCUUGGAGGAGGCCUUCCGGGUCACGGUAACCUAGUGCAGUCCAGCAUGCCGGCUCCACAGCUGCAUCAGGAGCCCUCCUACCCAGCGAGUGUCACGUCACAGACCAGCGGGCUGAGCAUGGGUGGCGCUGCGACCCCGCCUAUACCAACCACAGAACGUUCGGGUGCCUCGAUCGUAUCACAGUUAUCUGGUGGUAUCACUGCUGGGGCAAUGGCGGGGAUGGCUGCUGGCGCUGCCGUGCCACAGCCGACCUCACCGCGAAGUACGGUUGUCAUGGGACAGCAGCAACAGUCGCAGCAACAAGGGCUGCCGCCUGGGGUGACUGUUAUGGGGCAGCAACCACAGCAGCAAGGGUUGCCGCCUGGAGUGACGGCUAUGACACCGCAACAGCAUGGAUUGCCACCGGGCGUCACUGCCAUGGGGUCCCAGCAACAAGGGCUCCCCCCGGGGGUUACCGCAAUAGCGUCAUCGCCGUCGCAGCAGCAGGGACUGCCGCCUGGUGUCACAGCGAUGGGGCAGCACCAGCAGCAGCAAGGGCUGCCUCCUGGGGUAACCCAAUUGGCUCGACAGAACAGCUUGCCUCCUGGUGUGACCCAGCUCAGCCAGCAGCAUAGCUUGCCGCCUGGUGUUACGGCUCUGGCGCCGCAACCACAAGUGUUGCCGCCUGGAGUGGCGGCGAUGGGACCGCUGCCGCCACAACCGCAUGGGCCACCCCCGGGAGUAACACAAUUAAUGCCUCAGCAACAGGCGUUACCGCCAGGCGUAACAGCAACGGGCCCGCAGCAGCAGUACGGACCACCGCCGGGCGUCAGCAGCCCAGCAGCCCAGGCGGCUGCGGCGCAGGCACUCCAGCGCACUGCCAGCAUGGGCGUGCCUCCUGGCGUACAGCGACUGUCGCCGGAACCCUCCACGCCGUCUGUAGCAUCUCCCUUUCAAGACUUAGUGCGCAGUCCGACGCCUACCGGCUCGGCCACGCACUCCAGCCAUACCCCGCAUUCUCAGCAUGGGACCCCAAGCGGCCCCCACAGCGCCGGUACGACGCUGUCAUGGGGCGAGAUUUCGCUUUCCCCGCAAGUGCCCAUUGAAACGUUAAAGGAGUCCCUCAAGGAAUCGCUGGUAAAGCCCCUCCAGGAGGAGCUCGAGAAGAUGGGAAAGCAAAUGACCGAGUCCAGGUCAGCAUACGACAGAGAAAUCUCCGGCGUCAGAUCCGAACACGAGCGGCAGCUACUAGAGGCACGCUCCGCAUGCGAGAAGCAACUCGCCGACGUCCGCACCGCUGCAGAGCGGCAGCUAGAGGAGGCCCGCAGCACCCACCGCAAGCAGAUGGAAGAGGCGCAUGUGCAGCACAUGCGGGAGCUGGAGGAGGUGAAGCGCCGACUGGAGCGCCAUGCUGAGGAGUCUCGGGCGCUGCAGGAGCGGCAGCUGGCGGAGGCGCGGUCGCAGCGGGACAAGGCAGUGGAGGAUGCGCGGGUGGCGCAGCUCAAGGCGCUGGAAGACGCGCGGGCGCAGCACCAGAAGGCCAUGGAGGACACGCGGGUGCUGCACGAGAAGUUGUUGGCGGAGACGCAGGGCGUGCAUGCCAAGCAGAUGGCCGACAUGAAGAACGCCUACGAGGCGGAGCUGCGGCGCGCCAUAGUGGACAUCGGCCGGGCGGUGGAGGACGCGCGGCGCACCUCUGAGGAGGCGAGGCGGCAAGAGGGCGAGGCGAGGCGCGCAAAGGAGGAGUCGGUUGCGCUGCGCGACCGCAUCCUAGCACUGGAGACGGAGCUGCGUGCGCGUGACGCGGCGCUGCGGGAGUCGGAGUCGCGGCUGGUGCAGCAGGAGACGCGCAGCAAGACGGAGCUGGCGGAGACGCAGGCCAAUGCCAUCAAGGAGGCGGCGCUGCUGAAGCUAGAGCUGGAGGACGCCAAAGCAUCCUUCACGCGAGUACGGCAACAGUACGAUGAAGCGACCAUGGCGCACGCUCAAGAGGUCGCACGCUACCGGGCGGAGGUGGAGGCGUGCCGCGUGAUGGCGGCGGAGGAGAUCCAGCGCGCCAAGCUGGCGGCCGCCGAGCAGGUGGCGGCUGCGGAGGCGCGCGGGCGGCGUGCCGGCAUGCUGGACAAGGAGAUCGCGGAGGCCACCAUCCGGCAGCAGCUGGCGGCCAUUGCGGAGGAGAAGGAGGUGGUCUCGCGGCACCGACUCAGCGCUGAGCUGCUGGCUCAGCUGACGGAGAAGGUCCGCUCCGUGGCCGUGAGCUCCAUUGAGCGUGAGGAGCGCGCGCUGUCCGCUCUGGAGCGCGAUGUGGCGGACCGUGAGGGCCGGCUGGCGGCGCGGGAGAAGCUGCUGGGCGAGCGUGAGGGGCGAGUGGCGAAUCGCGAGCGGGAGGUGGAUGCGCUGCGGGCGGACCUGCAGAACUUGAUGGUCACGCUGGAGAGCAGCGCCGUACACGACCGCGAGGAUCUCAAGCGCGAGCAGCUGCGGCUGUCACGCGAGGCGGCGCGAGUGGAGGCCGCCACCAACUCCAUGCAGGCCGAGCGCGAGGACCUCCGAGUGCAGAUCGCCAUGGAGCGGCGGCUGCUGGAUGAGGCUCGUGAGGCGCGGCGGCGCGAGCGCGAGGAGCUGCUGACGGAGGUGAGCACCGAGCGGCGCCGACUGGCCGCGGAGUACUCCGACACGCAACGGCAGCUGGACGCGGCCAGAUCAGAGCUGCUGGCCAUUCGCAGCAGGCUGGUGGACCUGGAGAGCCGCAGCAGCACCGCAGCAGCCCAUGCUUCCGAGGAGGAACGCAAACUGGAGGCCCUGCGCUCCGAGGUCACUACCACGCGGCAGACGCUGGAAGCAGAAGUCACGCAGACGCGGCAGACGCUCACCGCGGAGGUUGCACAGGCGCGGCAGGCUCUUGAGGCGGAGGUUAUGCAGACGCGGCAGACGCUGUAUGCCGAGGUGACGGAGACGCGGCAGGCGCUGGCGACGGAGGUUGCGGACACGCGGCAGGCGCUGAAUGAUGAGGUCGAGGAGGCGCGGGCGGCGCUCCAGACGGAAGCGUACGAGGCUCGGGAAGCCCUCCGAGCGUCACAGGAGGCUUUGUUGGAGGAGAAGGCCCGUAUGGAGAUUGAGGCACGUGAGCUGCUCGAGUACGCCGCCAAGCUGCAGGCCCAAUCUGCGGAGCUGGCGGCUCAGGCGGAGGAGGCGGAGGCGCAGUCGGGCAAGCUGACCUCGGAGCGGGAGGGCCUGGCGGUGGACCAGGCGUCCCUGCGCACCAUGCAGCUGCAGCUUGAGGAGCAGCGGCGCCUGCUGGAAGGCCUCAAGAAGACCCUAGACAAGGAGCGCAUGGCGCUUGCGGAGGAGCGGCACGGCCUGUCGGAGGAGCGUCUUGCAGCCUCACGCGUCGCAGAUGAGGCCCGCGCUGCUCAAGUCCGGCUAGCGGAGGCGGUUCGAGCCUACGUGCAGCAGGGCAUUCCCAUUCCCUUCGUCAUGGAUGGCUCGUCAGGGCUACUCAAGCCGCUCCCACCGGGACAGCCGCCUCCCUCCUCUCCGGACAAGCUGCAUGGCAGCAGCAGACAGCGACGGGGGCCACGCGCCGGCGGCAGUCGCAGCCGUAACGCCCUGCGGCACUUAUUGGACCGGUUGGGAGUGGAUGCAGUGGCAGCGAUGACGGCUGCCGGGGGCUCCCCGACGAGCCCCAUGGGCGGCAGGACCAUGGGUAGAGGGUCUGCGGGCGGCGCAUUGGAUGCUAAUGGUGGUGGCGGCGGCGGCAGCAACAGCAGUUACGUGCGGGCACAGCGGGAGUUCUUGGAGAAGAUGCGGUUGUCGGCGCCGGCAGGGAUUGCAGGGUUGCCGUCCCCAUCUCCUGCCGGUCCCAAGCUCACUCCCCUCUACGCCGCCCGUACCACAGCCACCUCGCCCGUGCCUGCCGGCCUUGAUCCCGCCCUGCUGCCUCCUAGCAUGGCUGCAGCGCACGUCCGCAGUACCUCCGUCACACCCGUCAAGCAUGAGCACCUUAUCACCACCCAUCUGGCAGCCCCGCUCGCCGCAUACGAGAGUGAACGGCCCACGCCGUCCGCCGCGGCCGCCUUUGAGGGCAGCCCGGUGGCAGGGGCCUCCGGCAAUUCCACCCGCAGGAGGAGGAAGGGCGCAGCGGAACUUGCCUCCUUGUUGUUCCUCCAAGGCGGGGAUGAAGCUGGCGGCGGCAUGGGGUACCUGCAGUCGGAGGACGAGGAGCGGGAAGAGCAGGCGUCACCUGACGGCACUCGGGACGCAAUUCAGCAGCUGCUGCAGACGAUACAGCUAGCAGUUAACAAGACCUCUGGUGCCGCUGGCAGUGCGCCAAAGCCGCCACGGCGCCCGCAACAACAACAACUCCUCGGGGACUCACUGGAAGCUAUGGCUACGGGAACCGCCAUGGCAGGUGCAGCGCAACCGCAAUCUCAACCACAGCCACAGUCCCGGCCGCCAAAUGGUGGAGCCAACAGGGCCCGAGUCAACGGGGAAGGAGGCGAGGAACGUGUGGCCGCACCUGCAGCUGUACCAGGGAAUGGACGUCAGGGUGCACACGUGGCGUCGCCCUUUACGGCUGGCCUCGAGGGAGAGCGGCCGCAACAGCCCGGAGCGGCGAUGCAGGCUCCCCUGGAGCCCGUCUUCUCAGAGAUUGCCUCGCCGGUGCCGCUCAGCUCCUCGUCAUCUUCCAUGGGCUUUGGAGACGCCGACCCAACAGAUCCGCUGGCCGCGCUGGGCUCCCGCCUCGGCCUCGCCGCCCUGGCGCAGGAGCUUAGCAGCUCUAUGGGCCAUGCCGGCGGGAUCAUGGCCCCGCCAGCCAGCCGCCUCGGUGGCACCAACGUAGGCGCCAGCGCUGGCAGCGAUGCGCUCGGUGGCCUCCUGCCGUCACGGCAGCGGCAGCUGGGCGAGCUGGCGGCCAUGAGUGAUGCCCUGGCGGCGCGCUUGGAGGAGCUAGGGCUAGCGCACCUCAGCGUGAGUGGUUCGCAGGCUGGCGACGGCGGCGGCACCAGUGUUGCCACAUCCUCGGUGUUGAGUCCAGGUGCUGGCGGUGGCGGCGGUGGCUUUAUGGCAGGCUUUGGCGGCGGUGCUGGCACCAACGUGUCACGGCAGCCGUCAACGCAGACGCCGCUGCAACUGUCGACGUCUGCGGGAGCACCGACAGGUGGCCGGGGGCUGCUAUGGAACAUGACUGGCGGCCGGGGUGGGAGUGGCGAUGGAAGGGGCACCGCUGACGGCAGUAUCAGUGGAGGCGUCGGCACGCUGACAUCACUUGGCGGGGGCGUGGUGGGCAGUGGCCUCAACUCUGCGAUGCGCAGUGCGGCAGAUACCCCGCUGCUCGGCUCGGCCAACGCCGAGGCGCUUGCGGGCAUGACACUACCGCAGCAGGCGGCCCUAGGCAGCAGCUCCAGCGAGCAAGAUGGCAGCCAAGGACGCCACACGGAGGGCGGCGCCUUGUCACCCAUCACCUCAGUCAACUCCAUCAGCGACGAUGAUUCUGACGACGGGGGCGUGGGAGCGUUGCUACCAUAAGCACGAACGACGGUCAUUCAAUCAUGCAAGUCGAGCCUGUGUGCGGCUUAGGUACUUUGUUGGCUUUUCUGGGGAGCGGAAGUGUUCGUGCCGUAGUUGCAAGUAUGUUCGCACAUUACUUGAGGGGCAUGCAGGCCGUGUACGAUGAAAGGUUUUACACCAGUCCGUUUGCAGGUGUUGCUCGUGAUAGCGAUAUUGACCAACUGAAUGAGUCAUAUACAGGGGCGGGACUAACUGAUUGGAUGUUAUAUAGUUUGGCACGUGUCGGCCCAUGCGUACAUAAUAGGGGAUGUGUGUAUAUUCAGAACAUUGCUGCUCCCAAGAGACUACUUUGCUCGUGCGCCCUGUAACAUGGCUAUCAGGGAUUGCUUAUGCCCAUAUCCGUAUGUGGUACUUGCAUUACAGUACAGCACUACAGUACUUGCAUUACAUCGUGUUCAGGACAUUGGAAGUCCGGCUCGAAGUAACAAGAGGAAACAGUCAGAAUGCACUGUCGUA
Molecule: messenger RNA, 8557 nt
Organism: Astrephomene gubernaculifera
Lineage: Eukaryota; Viridiplantae; Chlorophyta; Chlorophyceae; Chlamydomonadales; Astrephomenaceae
Source: the annotation of a GenBank genome assembly